Syzygium oleosum is the source of this 1581-nucleotide messenger RNA. Its product is annotated as protein phosphatase 1 regulatory inhibitor subunit PPP1R7 homolog. The coding region runs from base 73 to 1089 and encodes 338 amino acids. Lineage: Eukaryota; Viridiplantae; Streptophyta; Magnoliopsida; Myrtales; Myrtaceae. The record is from RefSeq and is a predicted model, not a curated record. The transcript is spliced from 6 exons. Gene Ontology annotation, molecular function: protein binding.
GCAAAACCGAAACAAGCCAAAGAAGAUUCCUCUCGCCUCUUCUCGAACUCUCUCCAUCGAUCAUCGCGAGGCAUGGCGGAAAGCCGGACCAAAUCGGCGCCGGACGCCGCCGGCGAUCCGGCGGCGGCGGCGGCGGAGGACGACGGGCCCGCGGCGGUCCUCGACCUCACGAGCUGCCAGCUCCACGAUCUCAGCUCGGUCGAGCUCCCCCCGACCCUGACCGAAUUGGACUUGACCGCGAACCGCCUCACGGACCUCGACCCGCGAAUCGGGCAGCUGUCGAACCUGAAGAAGCUCUCGCUCCGCCAGAAUCUGAUCGACGACGCCGCCGCCGCGGCCAUCUCUCGCUGGGAGGCGUUGUCCGGCCUCGAGGAACUAGUGCUUAGGGAUAACAAAUUAACAAAGCUACCUGAUGCCAGCAUAUUCAAGAGGCUUUUGGUUUUCGAUGUCUCUUUCAAUGAGAUUCCUUCAUUGAGUGGGUUGUCCAAGGUCUCCAGCACUCUCAAGGAGCUCUAUGUAUCGAAGAACGAAGUUCCGAAAAUGGAGGAGAUUGAUCGCUUCACUGACCUUCAGAUUCUUGAACUCGGUUCUAACAGAUUGAGGGUGAUAGAGAACUUGCAAAAUUUAAUUAACUUACAAGAGCUGUGGCUGGGAAGGAAUCGUAUCAAAACAGUCAAUUUAUGUGGACUGAAAUGCAUCAAGAAGAUUAGCUUACAAAGCAAUCGUUUGACCUCCAUGGCAGGAUUUGAGGGAUGCAUUGCUCUCGAGGAAUUGUACUUGAGCCACAAUGGCAUUGCAAAAAUGGAAGGCUUGUCAACCUUAGUCAAUCUUCGUGUAUUAGAUCUGUCGUCAAAUAAACUGAAGUCUAUUGAUGACAUUCAGAGCCUAACAAGGUUAGAAGAUUUAUGGCUUAAUGACAAUCAGAUAGAAUCACUUGAAACUAUUGCUGAGGCUGUUACCGGUUCAAGAGAGAAACUUACCACUCUCUAUCUUGAGAACAAUCCAUGUGCAAAAUCUCCAAAUUACUUCACCACAUUGAAGCGAAUCUUCCCAAACAUUCAGCAAAUUGAUUCGAAAAUAUUUGCUUAGUGGUCCUCAGUUUCUCGUUGAUGGAGCUGCUUCACACAGGGAGAUGUGAUGUGACUAGGAGCCAGAGAAGAUUUGCAACUUAUGUGCGAGCAAUGUUUCCAAGGCCCGUAGUUGGACAAAGUAUUCUCGGUUUUCAUUGGCAUUGCCAUUUCCUGCGAUAUCACUGGAGCCCUUUGCAGACUGAUUCAGUUUCCUUCUGAGGAAUGCUUCCGGACCCUGAGCACAGCGAGAUUCCUGCUUUCUUCACCGGUGGAAAACUUCAGUUUUGUCAAUUUUCUUAAUCUUUUCCAAAAGUUUUUUCUGGAUUCUAGUCCCUUGCUGCUGGGUUUUCCUAUUUCCAAGCCGAAGCCUUCACCCUUUGAUUAUGUGCCAAAACUUUAAUGCAAUAGGAUGGAUACGGGAUGCUUUUGUUGGUUGGAUGUGUAUUUAAAGCGACUUCUUCUGAGUUUAAGGACGGUGUUCAAAUGAUGAUAUGAAGUUUUUUUUUGUAUU